CGCUAAAAUUUCGAUGACGCUUUCGUUUGUAACCAUUCGCCAUUUUGUACUCUGUUUUUGAAUUACCUUCAUCUUGCAAACUUUGUGCGUAUGAUUUUUUUGGAAAUUGUGACUGCAAAUAGAGUAUUGCAACUCCAUAAAUAAAUAAUAUAUGUUUCAUAAUUUUUCUGGUGAAAAUGGGUGGCAGUUAGGUUCAAUGAUUCCAAACUAUUGAUGAAUUACCGGACGCAAUUUUUCCACUAAUUCCUUUUUAGACUGAGAAAGUUAUUUGGAUGAUCAUGUAUACGGGAACCGAUACUCAUCAGGACAACAGAUUCAGCGACAAGGAAAAGAAGCUUCUCAAGCAAAUGAAGUUCAACCCUUGCCUGAGCACACGGGUUGACAUGUCCAAAAUCAAAAUAGAGGUCAUCAAACCCUGGAUUCAGGACAAGCUCACCGAAAUUCUCAAGAUUGACGAUGAUGUAGUUGUCAAUUUUGUUUAUAACCAAUUGGAUGUAGAGUUUCCAGAUCCCAAGAAGAUGCAGAUAAACCUGACCGGUUUCUUACAAAGUAAAAAUGCAAUGGAAUUCAUGGCUGAGCUUUGGGCACUUUUAAUAUCAGCCCAAGAAAGCCCAACAGGCAUCCCAGAGUCACUUAUGGAUUUGAAGAGAGAAGAAUUGGCUAAAAAGAAGGAAAAAGAAGACAAGGAAAGGGAGAUUCGCGAGAAGGAACGAGAAAGAGAGAAAUCUGAGAAGGAAAGAAAAUAUCGUGACAGGGAUAGAUCAAGAUCUCGCCGUUCAAGAUCCAGGUCAAGACCUCGCAAAAGUUCCAGAGAUAGGUCUGGUAGAAACAAGGAUAAGAAAUCAAAAAGCAGGGAUAGGAAGACAUCAAGAAGCAGAGAUGCCAAGUCUAGGAGCAGGGACAGGAAGUCAAGAAGCAGGGAUCGGAAAUCUAAAAGCAGGGAUAGGAAGUCCAGAAGUAGAGACAGGAAAUCAAGGAGCAGGGACAGGAAGUCUAAGAGCCGUGACCAUAAAUCGAGGUCUAGGUCAAGGAGUGUCGAGCGAAAGUCUAGAAGUCGCGAUAGGAAAUCAAGGAGCCGGUCCAGAAAUUCUAGAAGCAGGGAUAGUCAGUCAAAGAGUAGAGACAGGAAGGUAGGUAGAGACAGGAAGUCGAGGAGCAGGGAGAGAACAUCCAGGAGUAGAGAGAGGAAAUCAAAGAGUAGAGAUAGAAAAUCAAGAAGUAGAGAUGGAGUUUCUAGAAGUAGGUCAAGGUCGUUAGAUAAAGAUCCAGAAAUAAGAAAUAAUGGUGAAGCCAGCCCAAGUGAAAGAACAAAUGGUAGGGAAGAUUCAAUACCUGUUGAGGGACAAUCCAAACUUACAAAUACUUCAGCCCCUACACUACCCGUCUCCAAGUUGCAAGCGAAGCUGAUGUCCUUGGCAGAGAACAAAAAGCUUUCCCGAUCGAGGUCUCAAUCAAGAAGUCGGACUCGUUCAAAAUCACGGAGCAAGUCAAGGUCCAAAUCGAGAUCAUCCAGCAGAUCAUUCAAGGCUCGUCGAUCCAGAUCCACUUCCAAAGAUGUCAAGGACAAGAGACGGUCUCGGUCGAGUUCAGGAUCCAAGGAGAACUUUGAGAUUAGGAAGAAAGAAGAUAGCGUACAGAAGAAGAGACACUACAGAUCCAAUAAAGAUAGUUCUGAUAGCGAGCCUGAAGGAAAGAGAAAAAGAUCACGAUCCAAAUCGCCCCGCAGGAAGGACAGUCCUAGGAUAAAAAAACGCAGCCUGUCUAGGAGGAGAUCACCUAGUAGGAAACGGAGUAUUUCAAGAAGACGUAGCCCCUCGCGGGGAAGGAGAAGUCCUAGCCGUGAGAGAAGAAGAAGAAGUCUGUCCAGACGUCCUAGUCCAAGAAGAGGAGGUGCAGCAGCUACAAGAGGAAGCUAUGGAAGAAGAAGUACUAGCCGAAGUAGAAGAAGGGGAAACAGCAGACCUAGAAGAAGUAGCCCUAGAAGAAGAACCAGGAGCCCAAGUAGAAAUAGAUUCAGAAGAAGCAGAAGCCGAACCCGGAAUGUGUAUAGAAGAGCAUCUUCGAAUCCCAGAGACAGGGAAAGAAGAAUUUCUAGAGAGCGAGAUAGACGUUCUAGAUCCAGAAGAAGAUCCCGAGAGAGAGGUAGCAUCAGAAGAAGAUCGCCAGUACGAGAGAGGUCAAGACCCCCAAGAAGACCCAGUCCCAGUCCACAAAAACGUGCUGAUGAUAGGCGGGACCAGAGAGGUGAUUCUAGGUUAAUACGUCAAGGGUUUAGGAAAGAAGAACGUCAUCCUGAACCACCACCAAGGAAGGUUGAAGAGGCUCGAAGGAGGAUAGAAGAAGAACUCCACCGUCAUGAGAAAAAGGAACGUGAAGAGAUGGAGAAGAGGAAGAAAGCUGACCAAGCUGCUGCCAAUGAAGCGAAGAGCAGGGAAAGAGAGAAGGAAAAGAGAAAGUCCAGGAGCAUCAGUCCUCGAGAGAACUACCCUAUUCCUCCCCAUGGUCCUCCCAGGUAUUCCAGGAGUUUGUCAAGAACCCCUUCACCAUUCAUCAAGGCUGAGGAGUUUCCCCCUAAGCCUGCCAAAGCUACUAGCAUCAAGGAAGAAAAGAAGAAGCCACAUAAGGAGAAGCCAGAAGUGAAGUCAAAGAAAAUUCAGAGAAAACCCCCGAAGAGUGAAUCUGAUUCGAACUCAAGUGACUCCGACAGUGAAGAGGAAAAGAAAGAGAAACGGAAAGUGAAAACGAAAAGGAAGCCUAGGAAACGGGAUUCAAGUUCUAGUGACAGUGAUGAUGACCGAUCUUCUAGAGAACUGGAGAUGAAAAAGAAAAAGGAAAAGAAGAAACGUGACAGUAGUGAGGAGAAGGUUACAAAAAAAAGACAUCAGAGCUCCGACUCUGAAGAAGAGAAGAGAGUUAAGAAGAAGCGCAGGUCAGUCAGUUCAGAAAAAGGAAAAAAGUCAAAGAAGGAUUCUAGUGACAGUGACGUUCCCGCUAAGAAAAAGAAGAAACAAGAUAGUUCAGACGAAACUGAUAGAGAAAAAUCAAAAAAACAUAAGAAGGACAAUAGCUCCUCGGAUAGCGAUGAAGAUAUUUCAAAAAAGAAGAGGCACAAAAAAAAGGCAAAGUCGGGAAGCGAUUCUGAUGAUGAUGGGGAUACUAAGAAAAGGAAAAAAGACAAGAAGCAUAAGAAGAAGAAGAAACACUCGAAGAAACAUAAAAAACACAAAAAACGAAAGCAGGAUAGCGAUGAUUCAGACAAUAGCGAUGCUGAAGUUAUUAACGAGGAUGAGAAGAAACUGCGAGAGAAAGCUCUGAAAUCUAUGAAAAGGCAGAAUUCUAGCGAUAAAUCGGAGUAAGCAAAAUGGUUUUAUUUUUGUUUCAUGGACCUAUGAUAUAAGAGUACUCCAAACAGAAUGAAUUAUUAUUUGUGGAGUUGAUGAAUUUGAUGUUGACGAACGUCUGUAUCUAAUAAAAAAAUAUAAAAUUGUA
This is a messenger RNA of Leptinotarsa decemlineata (Colorado potato beetle), 3489 nucleotides long. RefSeq names its product Serine-arginine repetitive matrix 1 (gene Srrm1). Gene Ontology annotation, biological process: regulation of mRNA splicing, via spliceosome. Gene Ontology annotation, cellular component: spliceosomal complex. NCBI's taxonomy places the organism in Eukaryota, Metazoa, Arthropoda, Insecta, Coleoptera, Chrysomelidae. The record is from RefSeq and is a predicted model, not a curated record. Gene Ontology annotation, molecular function: RNA binding.